This is a messenger RNA of Aspergillus nomiae NRRL 13137, 1155 nucleotides long. RefSeq lists its product as uncharacterized. Gene Ontology annotation, molecular function: siRNA binding. Gene Ontology annotation, cellular component: nucleus. The transcript has 4 exons. The record is from RefSeq and is a predicted model, not a curated record. Bases 1 to 1155 code for a protein of 384 amino acids. Lineage: Eukaryota; Fungi; Ascomycota; Eurotiomycetes; Eurotiales; Aspergillaceae. Gene Ontology annotation, biological process: regulatory ncRNA-mediated heterochromatin formation.
AUGUUUGUCUACCGUCGUGAAGACCUCCCGCCCGAGCACGAGUUUCCUGCGGACCUUGAGAAAUUAGGAUACUUCAUCAAUGAGAACGACCAGAUCAGAAAGAUCGCGGACCCCAAGGAGGAUUUUCAGUACAAGAUCAACAAAAAUGCCCGUGUUAAUGAAAUGCAGAGAGAGGCGAUGAGCGAGUGCAUCCGCAAGAUCGUGGCCUCUCGCCUGCGGGAGCUCAACCUUACAACCCUGCGUCUUCCUCUCACUUGUAAAGUGAAUGAAGCUCAUGUUCCGAUCCUGGUGUCAUCUAACCUGUCGACGGCAUCUCGAAUCAUUGUCGUCUUCGGGGAGCCAGUCCAGGACCUUGGCAUCUGGGCGUAUCGAAGCAUAGGCGUGGAUGGCAUCAACGCAGGCUCCGCUGUCUCGUUUGCCAAAGCUGUCCUUCACCCCGAACCCAACGAAGAGGGAACCGACACGGAGUCCUUCUCCAAGCGCGGCGACACUGCUCUGGUGCUGGCCAACACCGGCCAAUUAAUUUGGCAUUGCGGUGCUCGUCGCCCCAUGACCCUGCCGUCCUGGCUUGCUUAUCCUCGUCCCUCCGCCGUCGACCCGCCCCUGAUGAUGACCCACAGAAACAAGAUCCCUUCCAACAGCUGCUGGGAAGAUCAUGUCGCCUGUGUCUUUGAUGAAAAUCUAGCUGACCGCGGACGCUUGGUGCGCCACGAUGCGAAAAUUAACAUCGUCGGAAUCGCCGAAGGGGGCCAGGGCGCAAUCCGCUACUUAUCUCUAAACUGGGAGCACUGGCGCGGAUACAUCUCUGCUAUUGUUCUCACCAACCCCCUGCACUCCGUAGACCUUGAACUGGCUGUCACCGAUGAGAUCUCCGGCUCGUUCCUUGCCUUCAUCUCCUCCCGCUGCCGUGCCUAUGUUAUCUCCGACGAACCGCAGGGUUGUCUGGUCCCCGGCGCCCGUCGGCAUGGCUGUAACUGCUACUCGUCUGGGGAGCGGCAGCACGUGGAGUGCAUCAUGCCGCGCGCCUGGAAGCAUAUGCUUGAGUGGCUGAACCGGGCACACGCGGAUCCGACCAUGCAUGAGGCGCAGCUGAAGCUGAAGGAGAUGGAUGAUAGCGAGUCGGAGACUGUGAGCUCGAAUGGAAGCAAUGAGUGA